AUGUUAAAACUCGAUAACACUUUGGUAAAAUGGUUCUUGAUAGUGAUGGUAGUUUCCUUUGCUUUCAUUUUACAGCACGCUAGUGUGAGUGCAUCCACAUCUUCUACUACUGGUAGCUCUCUGCGAGAUUGGUUAACAUCCUUACAAAGUGAAGCAUCUUCUUUGCAAGUUAAAGUAAAUCAAUUGGAAAAGGUGAUUGCCUUAUUGACUGAUUCCAAUUCCACCAUUUCCAUUGUACAGGUUAGAGCAGCACAACUUGCCAAGAUUAAGAAAUCGCUCGACAUGCUUAAUCUUGAAAUUCAAACAAUCAAUCAAGCAUGUUCAACAAAGAGUGGGCCAAACUGCGAUAUAUCAUUAUGCGAUUCUAAAUGCUUGAAUUGUACAUCAGCAGGGCAAUGUAUGAUGUGUUCUGGAAAUUGGACUGGACCUACUUGUUCAACUUGUAAGGUUGGAUGGACAGGUCCAAAUUGUAGCACUAUUGAUAAUGUUGGUGAUCUAGCAACUUCUUCGAUUUUAAAUUAUACAAUGGCAACAAGAUUUGUGCAAGAUUUGAUAUUAGGAGUUAAAAAGAAUGACAUUAAAUUGUUAUUCAGAUCAUCAAGAGAUGGUUUCUCGUGUGUUGCCAGUGUCCUUGCCAAUUUCCAAACACGAGUUUCCAAUAAGGGACCAACAUUUGUAAUUUUCCAAGCAACAUCUGGUGCCAUCUUUGGUGCUUAUACGAGUCAAAGUUUAACCACUGCUUGUACGCAGGUCACCGAUACAGCUACAUUCUUAUUCAGCAUUCAAUCUAAUACUGGAGAACAAAGGUUUACAAAAUUGCUCCCUCAGGUCACCACUAAUAGCGUUCUACCAUGCUCAAACCAGUAUUUAGCUUUUGGUAGAGGUUAUGAUCUUUUUUAUGGUUGUUGGGUGGGUGUAGUUGUUGGAAGAACAGUUCCUAAUACAUUCCCCAACAUGGGUCAAUAUUAUUUAAGUGGUUCUGGUGUUGCAUAUUCAACAACUGGUAGCGCCUUUGAUGUUACUGACUUUGAAGUGUAUUCAUUGUAA
This is a messenger RNA of Naegleria gruberi, 1047 nucleotides long. RefSeq lists its product as uncharacterized. Lineage: Eukaryota; Heterolobosea; Eutetramitea; Acrasida; Naegleriidae. The record is from RefSeq and is a predicted model, not a curated record. The coding region runs from base 1 to 1047 and encodes 348 amino acids. The transcript has a single exon.